AUGUCACUUCGCCAACGGCAUCGUCUUAUCCGCUCCUUUCAGCAUUUAGAGUCGCCAUCCCGCGGUUUGGGAUCAACACUUCACAACGUGGACCUGAUUCUGCUCCUCAUCGCUCACCGCCUACGGCACAACCUCUUCAAAGAUGGCUCGACACUACAUGAUAUUCUUCACGCGGCAUUCCAGCGUGGCGACCAUGUCCUCCGUUGGGCUGACCGAACACUUCCAAUCGCACCCGACACAGUCAAGGGGUAUCCUGGUCUCGUGGACAUGAAGAAACACGGACCACCGGUUCGAGCAACGAACACGCUUGAAGAGAUGUCCAAUCUCGCCGGUUUCUUGAAUAUCAUCAAAACGGAGGACCUGCGACGCGGUGAGAACAAAGAUACUGCUUACAUCUAUCGGGAAGUGUUAAAAGGAGUGACUACGACACGUGACGCAUUUGAUGAGAUCGAGGAAAAUGACAUGAGGUACGACGAUUAUCUUGCGACUUAA
This is a messenger RNA of Exophiala bonariae, 492 nucleotides long. RefSeq lists its product as uncharacterized. The record is from RefSeq and is a predicted model, not a curated record. Lineage: Eukaryota; Fungi; Ascomycota; Eurotiomycetes; Chaetothyriales; Herpotrichiellaceae. The transcript is spliced from 2 exons. The coding region runs from base 1 to 492 and encodes 163 amino acids.